Molecule: messenger RNA, 3114 nt
Organism: Schistosoma haematobium
Lineage: Eukaryota; Metazoa; Platyhelminthes; Trematoda; Strigeidida; Schistosomatidae
Gene: LIN28
Product: Protein lin-28
Exons: 4
Coding region: 656-1468 (270 amino acids)
Molecular function (GO): nucleic acid binding; zinc ion binding
Source: RefSeq, a predicted model, not a curated record
UGCAAACUACGCGCUUAAGUUGUAUUGUAGUGUAGGGUAUAUCUAUGCCACAGGGUAUUAGUAAACAUCCAACCAGUCUAUCUAGUCCAAAAUUCAGACCACUGGCCUAGAUAGCAGGUAUUUCGCCGCACAUGCAGUAUAUAUAUACACGUGAACGCAAACACAACUGGAAUUUGAAUUACCAAUCAAAUUUGUUGACAUUCUAUUCAUCCUUUUUAUGAUCUCAUAUGUAUGGGUUUGUAUAAAUAUUAAUCAGACUUGGAGAUAAUUUUAGAGGAGAUUAAUAAGAGAGAUUUUUUGGAUCUAAUAAUUAGUACGCCUAGUAAAUCACACAUAUACAUCCACCAUCGUCAUCAUCAUCAUCGUCAUUAUUAUUAUUAUUAUUAUUACAAAACUAGUUUAAUCGUCACUUAUGGGCGGGAGAGAAAACCAAUAGACCAUUUUCGUCAUAUAACUAAUACAUACAUACAUAUAUACAAAAGACCAGAUCAGUUUGGAAUCCAUAGUAGAAAUAUAUCCAAUGCAAAAAUAAUCAAGCUAACACCGUAAAAAUUGCAAGGGAAAAGUCUUGAGGUUUGGGCAGCCCAGAUGGUCUGGAAAAAAUACAGAUGUAGAAGUGUUGUUAUAAAAUAAUGACAUAACUUUUCAAGAUAUAAUGUUUAGGUCAAAAUAUGUUGGUUCAUAUGGAUCCUUUUCUCGCGAAUGGGAACCUCCACCACAACCUCCGCCACGACCUCCACCGUUGCCACCGCGUAUACCACAAGAAUAUGACCCAUAUAUUGGUCCAGGAAAAUGGAAUAGAGGUCGUAUUAAAUCGUUUAGUGUGACCGAACACUUUGGCAGUAUUGUAGCAGAUUUUCGUAAUUUGGAAGUUUUUUUCCACCAAUCUAACGUAUACGGAAUUUCUGCGGAGCAGUUAUAUCCAGACUUACCAGUUUGGUUUCAAAUACGUCCAGGUGUAAGAGGAUUAGAAGGAUAUAAUAUUCAACCAGCAAUUGAAAUGAGAGAAUUUCCUUCAACAUCACGAAUUCCAUGGUCAGAACCAGCAGUUCGUCAACCCUUAUUUCCUCUUAGUUCAGAGCCACUUAGAAUGAGAAGGUUACCUGAAAGACGUAGAACAAGACGAUUUCGCUGUUAUAAUUGUGGACAAUACGCUUCACAUAAAGCUGCCACAUGUCCGUUCGAACCUAUGCGACGACGUUGUUAUCGAUGUCGUGAUCCAAAUCAUUUAAUAGCUCAAUGUCCAUUAUUACAUUCACUUACACCGCAUUGUUAUUUAGUACCUGGACCGUCAACUUCGCAGGUACCCCCACGAUUUUCAGAAGCACGUUUACGCGUACCACAACUGACCUUAACGACAGCACAACAACAGUUACCCCAACAAACCCAACAGCCAUUUAUGCAAUAUUUUUUCCCACCAGGGUUUGGUGAUGAUGAUGACGAUGAACAUGAUGACUUUAGGGAGUAACUGAUAGUCAUUUCAUUAUUCGAAAUACAUUUCUGUGAUAUACAAGCAGGGAAAAAACAGUCAAUAUCAAACAAUAAAACUAGAAUGAAAAGUGACUACUAAAGUUAUUUGAAUUAUUUGAUAUUCACCUAAAACGUAGUACUAUUGACUAGGUGUAUUAUCAAUCUUUUCUUGCUAUCCACUCGUUUUAUAGGGAUCAUUUUUAAUUUUUGGUCAAUGCAUUUUGUUUCAAUGAUAUUAUUAUUAUUAAUGCCAAUAUUGUUAUUAUUAUCACUAGUCUUAAACAUUCAAUAAGAUGACGUUUAUCAAACAUCACUUACUGCCUUUAUCUCUUGGUUUCAUAAAGUGGAUUAAGUUUCCUUUAGUCUAUCUCUGUCAUAGAUACACACAUACAUACAUACAUACAUACAUACAUACAUACAUACAUACAUGCACAUAGAAUAGAAAUUCUUUUCAUUUUUUUUAGGAAACAUCUUAAAACAACAUAGAAAUAGGCGUAUUCAAUUAAUUAAGCAGUUUGAUAUUUCAUUCAUCUUUCUAUAGAUUCCUUUUUGUUCCUUUGCUAGAAUAUUCAAGUAAUCAAUGGUUUUAGUUUUAUAUUCAUGGAGAAUUAUUAUUAUUAUUUUAUUAGCGUUUCGUAUAUUCACCAAAUGAAAAGGAAAGAAUUAAAUCGUUUCUUUUUUGUGAUACAUAAAUAUUACAAAUGCAAAAUGAUCAAAAUAACCUGUAAAUGAAAGUAAACUAUAAGUAACGGACGGAAGACACUAUUUUUUUGUUUUUGGGACAGAAAAUGAGCUUCAUUGAAAGUUUUCUCAUGUAUGCACUUAUUCUAUGAAUCGCUUUUUAUACUACUAAUAUACUCUUCAUACUACUUAAAUUGAUCGACAGAUCAUUGUACGUUAUGGCUUUAUUUUGUAACUGUCUACCUACUUUCACUAUUAUUAGUACUAUUAAUAAUUAUUACUUUAUUACUGUAAUCAGUAUUAUUGCAAAUAUUGUUGAGAUCUCGUUGUUAUUGUUUUGUUGUUAUUCUCUUUAAUUAAUUGGAACAUGUUAGUAAAUCUGUAAAAGAAAAUAAGGAAGAAUAGGAUAUUUCUUUUCUAUUGAUAAUUUCUAUUGUUGGUUGACUUGGGAUUUUAUCACCGUUCCUUUUUAUCAGAGAGAAAUAUUUCGUUUAUUUUCUAUGGUAAAAAAUAUGGAAUCUAGGAAUAUGUUUUAUGUCAGCAGCUGCUUACAACCACCAUCACAUCAUCAUUUUUCUUUUAAACUACUCACAUGUUUACGCUAAAUUACUGUGGUAAAUUGUUUGUUUACUUAUAUGAAGAUUUAUUUGUGUGUUCUGAUCAGUGUGUUUUCCUUUUUACUUUGAUGUAUUUAUUUUGACGUUUUGUCUUACAUACGCACAAAACAUUUUUCGUAAUGACCUGUAAUGAUUGCUGGCACAAACGAUAAUUUUUACUUUUCUAAGGAGCUGGUCUCUCCUAAUAUUUUUUUCAUUCAAUAUGUCAAUGUUUGUUUUUGUUAUGGAUUUCACUUUUCAAUUAUUAUUAUUAUUAUUAUUAUUAUUAUUAUUAUUACUUUUAUUAACUUUUGUGAAAGCUCAGUGAAAAUUAUUAGGAUCUGAAAUAAAAAUUAACUGCCUCUGA